AUGGGCGCGGAAGUCUAUGCCCAUGCCGUUCGUAGUUCAUGGCUACACAGUUCUGGCGUUGAGCUAAAGGAUCGGGGAAACCACAUCCGAAGAAUAGCCUUGUUUCUUGCGUGGGGGGUUCAUGACGGCAUGCGGCGAGGAGCUACAGAAUCUGGUGUCUUAGGAGUAGAAUACAAGGGCCGGCCUAGCCUUGCACAUGAAAGGCAGAUCUAA
This is a messenger RNA of Paracoccidioides brasiliensis Pb18, 213 nucleotides long. RefSeq lists its product as uncharacterized. The record is from RefSeq and is a predicted model, not a curated record. The transcript has a single exon. Bases 1 to 213 code for a protein of 70 amino acids.